UUUGACACAAAAAUGCUGCUCCUAGGCCCAUUGUUGUUUUUUACAAAUUCUACAAAACUUGGUUUAGAAGAGAGAGCCGAUGAUAACACAUAAUCCACUCGCGGCAAAACACAGCACGACCGCCUGUGUUCUGCUUUGUUUAGGGACUGCGCCGGACUGCUCGGUCGGCGCGCUCCACUGACCCAGCGCGCUUGCUCACCGCACUCCGCAUCGCACCCGCAACAGCACAGCAGGCGGCAGUCCGACCCGACCCAGCGGCGAGACAGACGCACACAGGACAGUUACUCCGGUCGGUCGGUCAUUUUUGAGGUCGGGGAGACAUGGCGAACGUGACCCAGGCGGAACCCGCUGCUCAGGCGUGCAGUGUCCAGCGUGGAUCCACGUCUAGCGGAGCGGACGAACUUGAACAGCGCCCAGCCCUAGAGAGACUCCCCGACGACGUGCUGCUGGAAGUGAUGCAGCACCUCGGCGCCGAGGACCUGCUCGCGUGCCGCCUCGUCUGCAGGACCCUGUGCCGGCUGGCGCUGCACCGCGACGCGUGGCGGAGCAAGACUCUGGUGUGCGACAGGGACGAACACAGGACCUGCUCUUUGCUCCGCCUGGCGCCGUGCCUGCGCGAGCUUCAACUCUACCUGUCGGCCAGUGAGACCGUGUGUGACCACAGUGUGGCCUGCGCGACCGCGUGUGAAGUUACUCAAGUUACCAUGAUCCUUGAGAGUGGGUCCGGUUUAGGCUACCAAGCCAUCCAACUAUUAAUUGGACUGGCCACCCCCGGCCGGUUGAAGACCGUAAAGGUUUUGCUCGCCACCGCCCUGGACAGAACGGAAGCGACCAUACUGUUUCUGGCAAUCCUGCGCACUCCGGGGCUGGAGGAAAUAACGAUAAAAGGCAGAAACAUUCGGCAGCCGAUGCUCAAGCCGAGCCCGGUGUACGAAGGCCUGAGCAGCUCACUUAGAACAUUCUGCCUGAAUGUGGAGGGCGUCGGGGAGUGGGCGCAGUUGGUCUUAUCCAUGCACGGCGAGACAUUGAAGAAGGUUGUGCUCGCCACCGCCCUGGUCGAAACGGAAGCGACCGCGGCGCCGUGCAACUUGACUCUGCAAAGCCUGCGCAGCGUGCAAGAGCUGACCGUACAACUCGACCCGAGGCUCCAGACCCUAGCGGAGCCCACGUCCCUGCAGGUUCUCUACCUCCUGGUGGACGGACGAGAGGCGGAGGAGCACUUCGCGGCCGCCGGAGAACUCUUCCUACGAGCGGCGAAUCUGCGGGAGGUGGCGAUGCUGGCCCUGCCGGAAAAAAGACUCGACGUACGUGCCGUAUUGCCCGGCCACUGCUCGCUGCUGGUUCGAGGGUUAGUCAGGGCCCGGGCGCAGAGUCUUGUGACGAAGCUGUCCCUCGUUCCAAAGAUCUCCUGGGAAGACUCAGCAGAGCUCCUGCAGCUCCCGCAGCACCCGUGGCUCCUGGCUCGGACCCUGCGCCAAGUGCGGCCCUGGCUGCCCGCGCUACGGCAGCUCUCCGUCGGCCGCUGGGUUUGGACUGCUCCCCAACGAGUUCCUGCCCUGACCGCCCGACCUCCCCGGCCCUGCGGAUCCGCACCGUGAUCGGCACCGCCCGAGAACUCCAGUGAGGAAUGUGAUAAAUGUGAUAAUAGUGAUAAACGUUAUAUGUACUGUAUGCAAGUGUAAGUUAUAAGUAUUGUGAUUUAUUAAA
Messenger RNA from Frankliniella occidentalis (western flower thrips), 1707 nucleotides. RefSeq lists its product as uncharacterized. The record is from RefSeq and is a predicted model, not a curated record. Bases 321 to 1598 code for a protein of 425 amino acids. NCBI's taxonomy places the organism in Eukaryota, Metazoa, Arthropoda, Insecta, Thysanoptera, Thripidae. Gene Ontology annotation, molecular function: protein binding. The transcript has 3 exons.